AUGAUUAAUUCUUGUCUCUUUUUCCCAUUUGUGGCCACCGAUUCGGGACGACUACUGACCACAUGUUUGGCGCCUGAACCCAAUCCGGGACGAGAUCUUCAGCCGGUGCCAACCUACCACCUAUCGGCCGGACUGGUCCACAAUGGCGCCCUGACUCGGGACCAGAGCAAGCCGCGAUGUGGCAACCGUGGGCUUGCCGAAACCUGUCUUCCAAUCGGGCUGAACCGAGAGGAGUAG
Messenger RNA from Protopolystoma xenopodis, 237 nucleotides. NCBI's taxonomy places the organism in Eukaryota, Metazoa, Platyhelminthes, Monogenea, Polystomatidea, Polystomatidae. The record is from the annotation of a GenBank genome assembly.